UCUGGGUCGCUGUGUCACUGGCUGGGAGCUCUGUUCCUGUCCCCCUCCACACCCCAAAUGGAAGCAGGUCACGCUGGGGCACAUCCCCCCGCCCUUUCCCACUCUGCUUUUAGCCCCUCACCACGGUCGGAGCUGGGGAGAGGACACUGGGAGACGGCCCGCGGGCCUCCUCGGGCUGCGUGAGGACUCUCAAGGCCCCGUUUUCCCUCGUGUCACUUGUCCCUCCUCCCCGGCAGCGCCACCAUCCCCUCGCUGAAGCAUCGUCUGCAGAGGAACGUGGCUGCCAUGGCCUGGAAGCCGCUCUGUGCCUCCAUCCUCGCCGUCGCCUGCCAGAGCUGCGUCCUGGUGUGGCACCUGGAUCCCACCUCCCUCUCCACGAGACCGUCGUCUGGCUGCGCCCAGGUGUUGUCCUACCCCGGGCACAGCCCCGUCACCAGCCUGGCCUGGGCUCCCAGCGGGGAGCUGCUGCUCUCGGCGUCCCCGGUUGACACGACCAUGCUGGUAUGGGAUGUGUCCACCGAAAACUGCGUCCAGCUGCAGUGGUUUGGGGGUGGCGGCGUCACUUACUUGGCUUGGUCACCCGAUGGCAGCAAGGUCCUGGCAGCCACCCCCUCUGCCGUGUUCAGAGUGUGGGAGGCUCAGAUGUGGACGUGUGAGUGGUGGCCCACGAUGAAGGGGCGCUGCCAGACGGGGUGCUGGAGCCCUGACGGCAGCCGACUGCUCUUCACGGUGCUGGGCGAGUCCGUCAUCUACUCCUUGUCCUUCUCAGAGUACCGGGGGGAGAUGCAAGGGCAAGUGGGAGGCUCGAAAACAGCUUCUAUCGUGGCAGAUCUGUCCGAGACCACCUUUGAGACGCUCUACGGGGAGGAGAGGGUUGGAGGAGAAGCCCACUCCAUGGUGUGGGACCCCACCGGCGAGAGACUCGCUGUGAUCAUCAGAGGUCUCCGUGUUCCCACAUCGCACCCGGAGCCCGACUGGGCCUCUUGGCUCCGUUUUUUUAGGAGCAGCCCCUGGGAUAAUCGAGCCUUUCAGGCUGUCCUGGCUGGGCCCUGCUCCCAGACAAAGCGUAGCUUUGAGGAAGCACCGAAACACGGUGCUGGGGCUGCUGCUGCCUCGAGCUCCCUCCCUGUGCGCCACCGGCCGAAACUGCUGAGCCCACUCAGGAGCAUGCGGGUUUUUUUUGUUUUUUUUUUUUUCCCGUGCAUAAAGCUGGGGGGGAAACCCUGAGGGUACCAGGACUCCCAUAGCUGGUACCCCCCUGCCCUCCCCACAGCCAGUGAGGAUCUUGGUGCAGAAACUGUGAGGGGGAUGGAAAAUAACCUUCAUGCUGGAGAGACAGCCCCCUGCCCCCAUCACACCUUACAGGCUGGGCUGGUUCCAAAGGAGCUGCUUCACCUCUUGCCCAAACCCUUCUCAGCCAAACUGGCUGCCCAAGACCUCGGAGCCAGCUUUUAAAUCAUUGAAGGAUCUUUGAAAGCCCCAUCCUGGGAUCCUACUCGCCUCAGUGCGAGGAAAACACGGUCCCCAUGGAGCUUCCCCCCACCUCAGAGGCUGCUUGUCCUGGGCUCUGCAGCACCCACAAAAAUCUGACCUCUGUGUCCCUUGUGCGGCGUCAAGGGGCCCGUCUGCGCCGUCCCUGGGGCACGGGGAAGCCUUCCUCCUCCUCCUCUCCCUCCUGCAGGGCACGCUGACGCUCCCGGGAGCCAGACGGUCAUCGCUGUGUU
Messenger RNA from Athene cunicularia (burrowing owl), 1724 nucleotides. RefSeq names its product aladin WD repeat nucleoporin (gene AAAS). The record is from RefSeq and is a predicted model, not a curated record. Gene Ontology annotation, cellular component: nuclear pore. NCBI's taxonomy places the organism in Eukaryota, Metazoa, Chordata, Aves, Strigiformes, Strigidae. The transcript is spliced from 8 exons. Gene Ontology annotation, biological process: nucleocytoplasmic transport. The coding region runs from base 286 to 1227 and encodes 313 amino acids. Gene Ontology annotation, molecular function: protein binding.